AGAGCAGUAGGUUAGUGGUAGAGAGAGAGAGAGAGAGCUGUGAAACUAUGUCGUGAGGGAAAAAGAGAGCGCAGUAGGUUAGUGGUAGGUAAACUCUUUGCUUUACUCUUCGCUAAAUCGUCCGGUAGUUUCCAUGUCCUCUACUUCUUACAACUUGAAAACUCUGCUGGUUGGCUGACUGCUCCUACAGCACCGGAUCAGAGCGCAGCCGUAAUGCCGCCCUGUGUCCCCUCUCUCCCCAACAGGGACAGCGACACGACCCUCCGACUCACCCUGGAGGACCGAACUCUUCCCCGGGCACAGUGCUGUUAGGAGCGGCGCCGGGCUGGAAGAAGAAGGGACUCAGAGUGUCGGAGCUCGGCUAUAGCCUUUUUGUCUGGGACUGGGACUGCACCGGGACAGACAGACAGACGUUCCGCCAUGAGACAUUAGCGGCUACCGCCUGACACACACAGCACACAGCCAAGUCGGACAUCCAGUCUUCACAAUGAGCCGUUAAAUUCCUGCUCUCGUCUCCGGAGUGGAGGAGAAGAGGAGGCAGCGAAGAGUUUCAUUCAUCUCUCUUCGUGUGUGUGUGUGUGUGUGUGUGUGAGCUGGACCGCGUUCCAGCCGUGGUGGACGUUAAGAUGCGGUGGAUAACGCUGUUAGUAGUGGGUCUAACGGUCUGGACUACUCUGUCUCACUGCUUCGACUAUGAAGAACCCAGUUUUGACUAUUACAACGAAGGAGACAAGACGGAAAAUAUAGACUACAAAGACCCGUGUAAAGCCGUUGCGUUUUGGGGAGACAUUGCGUUGGACGAGGAGGAUCUGCGGAUGUUUCAGAUCGACAGGACAAUAGACGUGACACAACACACACACACUCCCUCACACACUCACACACACUCUCACACACACACUCACACACACUCCAGACAAGGACAAACGACUGACUAUAGGCCUAUGAACUCCAGUCAAGAACCAGCCUCCGGUCCCAGGACCCAGACUGGGAAAACAGCUGCUGGAAGGACUGGGAAGGCUGGGAAAGCCGUAAAGAGUGGGAAUACUGUGAAGUCGGCUAGAUUCGGGAAAACAGAGAAUGCCUGGAGCGAUGUUGUGAAGAAUCGUGUUCCUAGAGCAGCAACCUCCCGAGCUGAGAGGAUCUGGCCAGGGGGAGUCAUACCUUACAUCAUAGGAGGAAACUUCACCGGCAGUCAAAGAGCGAUGUUCAAGCAGGCGAUGCGUCACUGGGAGAAACUGACCUGCGUGACCUUCAUAGAGAAGACUGAAGAAGAGAGUUACAUCGUCUUCACGUACAGACCCUGUGGCUGUUGCUCCUACGUGGGUCGUCGUGGUAAUGGUCCUCAGGCCAUAUCGAUAGGGAAGAACUGUGAUAAGUUUGGCAUUGUGGUUCAUGAGUUGGGUCACGUGAUCGGGUUCUGGCAUGAACACACCCGGCCCGACCGAGACGAUCACGUCACCAUCAUCAGAGACAACAUACAACCAGGUCAGGAGUAUAACUUCUUGAAGAUGGAACCAGGAGAGGUGAACUCGCUGGGAGAGCCUUAUGACUUCGACAGCAUCAUGCAUUAUGCUAGGAACACCUUCUCACGAGGUAUGUUUCUAGACACCAUCCUCCCAUCUAGAGAUGAGAAUGGGAUCCGUCCUGCCAUUGGACAGAGGACCCGACUCAGUAAAGGAGACAUCUCUCAGGCCAGGAAGCUCUACAGAUGCCCCGCGUGCGGGGAGACCCUACAGGAGUCGACAGGUAACUUCUCGUCGCCCGGUUACCCCAACGGUUAUCCCUCGUACACACACUGUGUCUGGAGGGUCUCUGUCACCCCGGGAGAGAAGAUUGUUCUAAACUUUACCACUAUGGACCUGUAUAAGAGCUCUCUCUGUUGGUAUGACUACAUAGAAGUUAGAGAUGGAUACUGGAGGAAGGCCCCACUGCUAGGUAGGUUCUGUGGGGAUCAGGUUCCUGAGGGUCUGGUGUCGGCAGAGAGUCGGAUGUGGAUUGAGUUCCGAAGCAGCAGUAACUGGGUGGGAAAGGGAUUCACAGCUGUUUAUGAAGCUGUCUGUGGAGGAGAGAUCUUGAAGGAUCAGGGCCAGAUUCAGUCCCCUAACUAUCCUGAUGACUACCGUCCAUCUAAAGACUGUGUUUGGAGGAUCACCGUCUCAGAGGGGUACAACGUAGGACUCAGCUUCCAGGCCUUUGAGAUUGAGAGACAUGACAGCUGUGCCUACGACUACCUGGAGGUGCGUGACGGCCCGGCCGAAUCCAGCCCUCUGAUUGGUCGAUUCUGCGGGUACGACAGACCAGAGGACGUCCGCUCCACCUCACACAGCCUCUGGAUGAAGUUCGUCUCCGACGGAACCGUCAACAAGGCCGGCUUCGCUGCCAACUUCUUCAAAGAGGAGGAUGAGUGUUCUAAGCCAGAUAACGGAGGCUGUGAACAGAGGUGUGUCAAUACGCUGGGCAGCUUCAAGUGUGCCUGCGACCCUGGGUACGAGCUGGCCCUGGACAAAAAGAGCUGUGAAGCUGCAUGUGGAGGUCUUCUGUCUAAGCUGAACGGAACCAUCUCCACUCCCGGCUGGCCCAAGGAGUACCCCCCUAAUAAGAACUGUGUGUGGCAGGUAGUUGCUCCAACCCAGUACAGAAUAUCAAUGCAGUUUGAAUCCUUCGAGCUGGAGGGCAACGAGGUGUGUAAGUAUGACUUUGUGGAGGUGCGUAGCGGCCUAUCGUCAGACAGUAAGCUGCACGGAAAAUACUGCGGUACGGAGGUUCCCGAGGUCAUCACAUCACAGUACAACAACAUGAGAAUAGAGUUCAAGUCUGACAACACCGUGUCCAAGAAGGGCUUCAAGGCUCACUUCUUCUCUGACAGGCCUGCGUUGUGUCACGAACGCGUGUUUGUGUUUGAGUCGUGUCACGACGCCAAGCGACCUCGACCCCGUAACAAUGACAAUGCGCCGGCGACCUCAGGCAGGGUCAGAGAUAAGGAUGAAUGCAGUAAGGAUAAUGGCGGCUGCCAACAUGACUGUAUAAACACAGUGGGAUCGUACGUAUGCCAGUGUCGACACGGAUUCAUACUACAUGAGAACAAACAUGACUGUAAAGAAGCUGAGUGUAAGCAUAAGGUCCACAGCCCCAGCGGGACCAUGAACAGCCCCAACUGGCCUGAUAAAUAUCCCAGUAGGAAGGAAUGUACCUGGGACAUCACCACUACACCUGGACACAGAGUCAGACUGUCAUUUAAUGAAUUUGAGAUCGAGCAGCAUCAGGAGUGUGCAUAUGAUCACCUGGAGGCCUUUGACGGGGAGGGUGACUCAGCAGCCAUCUUGGGUCGGCUGUGUGGCAGUAAGAUUCCGGAACCGCUGGUCUCCACGGGUAACAAGAUGUACCUGCGUUUCAUCUCUGACGCCUCGGUUCAGAGGAAAGGAUUCCAGGCCACACACUCCACUGAGUGUGGAGGGAGGUUGAAGGCAGAGACUCGUCAGAAGAACCUCUACUCACACUCCCAGUUUGGAGAUAACAACUACCCCGGCCAUACGGACUGUGAGUGGUUGGUGACGUCAGAGGAGGGUUACGGAAUAGAGUUGACCUUUACGACCUUCGAGGUGGAGGAGGAGGCGGACUGUGGUUAUGACUACAUAGAGCUGUACGAUGGUUAUGACUCUAACUCACACAGACUGGGACGAUUCUGUGGUUCUGGGCCCAGAGAGGAGAUCUACUCUGCGGGUGACGCGGUGUUGAUCCGUUUCCAUAGCGACGACACCAUCAGUAAGAAGGGGUUCCACAUCCGCUACACCAGCACCCAGUUCCAGCAGAACCUUCACACCAGGAAGUGAUGUCACAACACCACGACCCCUAGCCUCACUGUGCCGACAAGACAACCACAGGCCCCUUUUCUCCUCUGACUGACAGGCACCAAACACACACACACACACACACUGUUUUGAGGAGAGGAGUGAGUGUGGGUGAGAACCAGAGGAGAGAGGGGGAGGACUGAUCAGUCCGUCUCUUAACAGGGGAGCUUCUAGAACUCUGAGGACUACAUGUGAAGAGAGACUGGAUCACAGCUUCACACUGUAACAGGAUUAAUGGAACUGCUUUAACAACGGGAACUGGAUUAAAUACUGAAACUGGAUUAAAUACUGAAACUGGAUUAAAUACUGAAACUGGAUUAAAUUCUGAAACUGGAUUAAAUUCUGAAACUGGAUUAUAUUCUGAAAUUGGAAUAAAUUCUGAAACUGGAUUAAAUACUGAAACUGGAUUAAAUUCUGAAACUGGAUUAAAUACUGAAACUGGAUUAAAUACUGAAACUGGAUUAAAUACUGAAACUGGAUUAAAUUCUGAAACUGGAUUAAAUACUGAAACUGGAUUAAAUUCUGAAACUGGAGUAAAUUCUGAAACUGGAUUAAAUUCUGAAACUGGAUUAAAUACUGAAACUGGAUUAAAUACUCAAACUGGAUUAAAUACUGAAACUGGAGUGUGAACAGGAACUGGAUUUAAUACUGUAACUGGAGUGACUAACUAACUGACUGGCUGUUUGGCUGAAUGAGUCACUGACUAUUUGACUGAGUGACUGGCUGACUAUUUUACUGGCUAACUGACUGACUGUCUGAUUGGCUGGUUGACUGAUUGACUGGCUGACUGACUGUCUGAUUGGCUGGUUGACUGAUUUACUGGCUGUUUGGCAGGCUGACUGACUGACUGGCUAACUGAUUCACUGAUGGACUGGCUGACUGACUGAUUGGCUGACUGAUUCACUGAUGGACUGGCUGACUGACUGAUUGGCUGACUGAUUCACUGAUG
Messenger RNA from Oncorhynchus mykiss (rainbow trout), 4797 nucleotides. Lineage: Eukaryota; Metazoa; Chordata; Actinopteri; Salmoniformes; Salmonidae. The record is from RefSeq and is a predicted model, not a curated record.